UUGAAACUACUUACACAAUCUUGUGUAUUGUCUCUCCAUCAUCUCCCAAAGUAGAAAAGCUAGAAAAUAAUAAAAUGGAAUAAAAAAGAAAAUCCCACUUUUGAUCUCUUCCAAUUAUAUAUCCCCUUCUCUCGUCUUCUAUAAGCAGCAACAAACUUCACUUCUCUCUCUCCUUUUUUCAGUUUAUUCUCUAUUUGCCUCACCAUUUCUGUUCAUAUUUGAUCUGCAAAAGUUGAAUCAAUCCCUUUUAUAGUAUCAAUCUCACCAUGACAAGCAGCUAAGUCCCUCUCUAUACCCUUUUCUCUCUGUUUGGUUUAAUUAAUGAUCUGAAGAACCCUAAUCUCUUUGAUCCGUGUAAAAGCAAAAACCCUAGAUCAGAUUCCAUCUUCUUCUUCUUCUACUUUCCAAACUCAAAAUAAAGAGAAGCUAUGGAAUUAGUCUCUCACCAAGCAAACAAGAACCCUAAUACCUCCACACAAUUAACACCUCCUUCCUCAAGCCGGUACGAGAACCAGAAACGCCGUGACUGGAACACCUUCUGCCAAUACCUCCGGAACCACCGUCCUCCGCUCUCUCUCCCGUCGUGCAGCGGCGCGCACGUGCUCGAGUUCCUCCGCUACCUCGACCAGUUCGGGAAAACAAAGGUUCACCACCAAAACUGCGCCUUCUUUGGCCACCCUAAUCCUCCUGCGCCUUGCCCUUGCCCUCUCCGACAAGCCUGGGGCUCACUCGACGCCCUCAUAGGCCGCCUCCGUGCCGCCUACGAGGAGAACGGUGGCCCUCCAGAGGCUAACCCAUUUGGCUCACGCGCCGUCAGGUUAUACCUCCGUGAGGUCAGAGACUUCCAGGCCAAAGCUCGUGGUGUUAGCUACGAGAAGAAGAGGAAGAGAGUCAACAGGCAGAAAACGCAAACGCAGCCGCCUGUACCGCUGCAGCAACAGCAACAACAAGGUCAGUCUCUGAUGGCUAACUACUCGGGUGCAACUGUUUGAUCAUAUAUAUGUAUAAUUUCCCCCCUUUUUAUGUAUUGUCUCGUAUUUGCUUCUCUAUGUGUUUAAUGUAAUGACUUCUUUGCAUUAUCCACUGAUGCUGUUGUUAAUUUUGUAGUUUUUUAUGAAUAAGAAUCUUUAUGGAUUUUUUUUGAACCUUUAUCUUAUAUGAUUAUUAUAAGA
Molecule: messenger RNA, 1172 nt
Organism: Eutrema salsugineum
Lineage: Eukaryota; Viridiplantae; Streptophyta; Magnoliopsida; Brassicales; Brassicaceae
Product: protein LIGHT-DEPENDENT SHORT HYPOCOTYLS 1
Exons: 1
Coding region: 429-992 (187 amino acids)
Biological process (GO): mRNA transcription; response to light stimulus
Cellular component (GO): nucleus
Source: RefSeq, a predicted model, not a curated record